ACGAGCGAGCAGGAAAGACCGACUCGGAAGAGCGGGGGAAGCCGAACGGAGCCGGCUUUACACCGCCCCCCCCCCCGGUACAAUCUGCCGCCAUCCUCCCUCCACGCUCGCCAUCAGCCCGGCCAAGGGGGCCCUUUCUAGAGCUGAGAGGCCGCUCUCUCUGACCCGGCCGCUAUUGGGAGCUCAACAUGGCAGGAGCUGGAGGAGGAGGGAAUGACAUUCAGUGGUGUUUUUCUCAGGUGAAAGGGGCUGUAGAUGAUGACGUAGCAGAAGCGGAUAUAAUUUCUACGGUAGAAUUUAACCAUUCUGGAGAAUUACUAGCAACAGGAGACAAAGGAGGUAGAGUUGUCAUCUUUCAACAGGAGCAGGAGAACAAAAUCCAGUCUCUCAGCAGAGGGGAAUACAAUGUUUACAGUACUUUUCAAAGCCAUGAACCAGAAUUUGACUACUUGAAAAGUUUAGAAAUUGAAGAAAAGAUCAACAAAAUUAGGUGGUUACCCCAGAAAAAUGCUGCUCAGUUUUUAUUGUCUACAAACGAUAAAACAAUAAAGUUAUGGAAAAUAAGUGAAAGGGACAAAAGACCGGAGGGCUAUAACUUGAAGGAAGAAGAUGGGCGGUAUAGGGACCCUUCUACAGUUACAACACUACGGGUGCCAGUAUUCAGACCCAUGGAUCUUAUGGUUGAAGCCAGUCCACGAAGAAUAUUUGCAAAUGCUCACACGUAUCACAUCAACUCUAUCUCCAUCAAUAGUGAUUAUGAAACAUACCUAUCUGCAGAUGACUUGCGGAUUAAUCUGUGGCACCUAGAAAUUACAGACAGAAGUUUUAAUAUUGUAGAUAUUAAGCCUGCCAACAUGGAAGAGCUGACAGAGGUGAUAACGGCUGCAGAGUUCCAUCCUAACAGCUGUAAUACAUUUGUAUACAGCAGUAGUAAAGGAACAAUUCGUCUGUGUGACAUGAGAGCAUCGGCACUCUGUGACAGACAUUCAAAAUUGUUUGAAGAACCAGAAGACCCUAGCAACAGAUCGUUUUUCUCUGAAAUCAUCUCUUCCAUAUCUGAUGUAAAAUUCAGCCAUAGUGGUCGAUAUAUGAUGACUAGAGAUUAUCUGUCAGUGAAGAUCUGGGAUUUAAAUAUGGAAAACAGACCUGUGGAAACAUACCAGGUGCAUGAAUACCUCAGAAGUAAACUUUGUUCUCUGUAUGAGAAUGACUGCAUUUUUGACAAAUUUGAGUGCUGUUGGAAUGGAUCGGACAGUGUUGUCAUGACGGGAUCUUACAACAAUUUCUUCAGAAUGUUUGACAGAAACACGAAGCGAGACAUCACCUUAGAAGCAUCACGGGAAAAUAAUAAACCCCGCACUGUUUUGAAGCCCCGCAAAGUCUGUGCGAGUGGCAAGCGAAAGAAGGAUGAAAUUAGCGUUGACAGCCUAGACUUCAACAAGAAGAUACUACAUACAGCCUGGCAUCCCAAGGAAAAUAUCAUUGCUGUAGCUACUACAAACAACUUGUAUAUAUUUCAAGACAAAGUGAAUUAGGAUUGGCAUUCCUAACAGAAGAGUCCACUUCCUGCAUAGUUGAGAUAGUUGAAUCUAGCAUUUGUACCUGUAAAUGAAAGAGAAUAAAAGAGAGAGGUCCAUUGUGGCACCCCUUUCCAGUGUUUAAAAAUGUGCCAUAUGACACACUUUUUUUUAGCUACAUGGAGAAAGCCCUGUUGAUCCAUCACAGUGGUGUUCUCCAUGUUUGCUAGCCAUUUAGGUGAGGGUAGGGCACUUUUUAAUUUAAUGACUACUUGCACCAUCUUGCCUAAUGGACUAGAUUGGACUGUAUCAACAUUGGUUUACUCCACUUUUUAUGCCUUCCAUUGUGAUGACGUCAAACACAGGGAAAGCCUUCAGUCAUGCUAUGGGAUUUAAUUGUGUAACCUCAUUACUGUAUCAUUUGUGGCCCUUUUUUAUUAAAUGCAGCUCAUUCUUGCUGUGGCUUGUAGCAUUCCUCCUCCUGGACUCCCCCCUUCCCCCCCUUCAUUCCCUCCACCCAUCCCUGGUGGUGGCGUAUAGAAAAAAAUGAAAUAAAGCACAUGAAAUGGGUCAGUUUGGGGUCAGUGGUAAAGGGGUCUAUGUUGCGAACAAAUGUUUUAAUAAGCAGUUGACUGUAAUCACUCCUUGCCAUGUUUGGCACCAAAAAAGAGAAAAUAAGGAAGAAAAAAAAAACUACUGAAUAAAAGUGACAAAGAAUGAAGAA
This is a messenger RNA of Mauremys reevesii (Reeves's turtle), 2241 nucleotides long. RefSeq names its product protein phosphatase 2 regulatory subunit Balpha (gene PPP2R2A). Lineage: Eukaryota; Metazoa; Chordata; Testudines; Geoemydidae. The record is from RefSeq and is a predicted model, not a curated record. Bases 189 to 1535 code for a protein of 448 amino acids. Gene Ontology annotation, molecular function: protein binding; protein phosphatase regulator activity. Gene Ontology annotation, cellular component: cytosol; protein phosphatase type 2A complex. Gene Ontology annotation, biological process: peptidyl-serine dephosphorylation. The transcript is spliced from 10 exons.